Messenger RNA from Oryzias melastigma (Indian medaka), 1857 nucleotides. It is a transcript of the gene tango2, whose product is annotated as transport and golgi organization 2 homolog (Drosophila). Gene Ontology annotation, biological process: Golgi organization; protein secretion. NCBI's taxonomy places the organism in Eukaryota, Metazoa, Chordata, Actinopteri, Beloniformes, Adrianichthyidae. Gene Ontology annotation, cellular component: Golgi apparatus. The coding region runs from base 295 to 1122 and encodes 275 amino acids. The record is from RefSeq and is a predicted model, not a curated record. The transcript has 9 exons.
GUAAAAGCCACAAGCGAAAACAAAUCGAAGUUACACUGGAGGAGGACUUCCUUUCAGUUGUCAACAAGCACGAUAAAGGGGACAGUGAGUAGAAUUCAUAUUUCAGAACUGUAUUUUAUAAAGGACCAGAAAUCAUAAAUUAGUCAAACCACCAUUUUUGCUUAAGUUUAUUGUGUCGCGUUCAACCCAGUGCGGCGGGUAUUUGUUCGUUCGUUUGGGUUUGUUUCCUCGUCACUUAUAUGACUUACACCUGAAGACCAAUGUGGAUAAGCGAUAAUCAGAUCCUGCCACAAAAUGUGUAUAAUCUUCUUCAAGUUUGAUCCCCGGCCAGCCUCCAAAAAUGCAUACAGGCUCAUUUUGGCGGCGAACAGAGACGAGGUCUACAACCGACCGUCAAAAGCGGCGCAUUUCUGGGGUACCAACGGGGAGAUCCUCAGUGGACUGGAUCAGGAGUGUGGAAAAGAAGGUGGGUCGUGGCUGGGGAUCAAUAAAAGGGGAAAACUGGCUGCUCUCACAAACUACAUGGAAGGAAAUCAAAACUCUGAUGCAGCAGGGAGAGGGUUUCUUGUAUCAAACUACCUUAUGGAGAAGGAUUUAGACAGCUACUCAUACCUGAAGAAGGUUUCCACAGAAGGACACCUGUACAACGGCUUCAACCUCAUCACAGCAGAUUUCAAAGCCAAACAAGACACACUGUGUUACUAUGGAAACAGAGGGAGCCCCGAACCCAUCCGUCUAAAUCCAGGAAUCUAUGGUUUAAGUAAUUCUCUGCUGGACACUCCAUGGAAGAAGCUGCUGCUCGGCAAGCAGCACUUUACCAACGUGGUGAACGACCAGUCUCUGUCCUGUGACGGACUGGUGCAGGAGCUGCUCACUGUCCUCAAUAAUGAAGAGCUGAAUUUACCUGAUCCAAUUUUGGAAAGCCAUGGAAGUUUUUACAGUAAGCCACUGAUCGAAGCUUUGUCAUCCGUGUUUGUCCGCACCCCUCUUUAUGGCACAAGGACCAAUACAGUCAUUCUAAUAGAUGCAGAAGGGAAUGUCACCUUCACAGAGCGCACCAUGCUGGACAGUGAUGCAAGUAAAUGGAGGACCAGUUCUUUCCAGUUCAACCUGCAGGAUUAAAGUCAAGAAAACGGAGACCCACUGUGCCUUUCUGCAACACCUGUCUACAUCUGUUCUAUUCUUCACAUCAACAUGGAGAAUUAUUUUCUUAAUUUCAACUACUGUGUGCUCGCUUAAAAUUAAAUUAGCCAAAGAGGUUUUCUUGUGCGAAAAAGUAUGUAAGCAAAAGUUGAGAAUGGUUUGAUCCGUUACCGAUUACUGGGAAAUAUAUCAUUUUUAUGAUGAAAUCUAUUAUUUUGGGUGUCUGUUUUUCCUUGAAUCGAUGACAAGAAUGGGAUAUACUAAAGCACAUUGAAGAAAUCAGCAGUGUUCUUUUUUUUUCUACAGAAUUUUAUUUUCAAUUGAAGACUGCAGUUUCCUAAGAUAAGAAUGACUUAAUAUAUUUUGCAUUUCUGAUGGCUGUAAACCUGUUACAGACUUCAUUACGUUUCAGCCCACCAACAUGUUGGGAAACAGUUGUGUGAAAUCAAAAUGUUUCAGGUGGUAAUACCCUUUUCUUCUGUAGCAGAGUAAUCCAUUUUAAACUUACUUAAAAAAUAAUAUCCAAACAGGCGUUUGCAUUGAGCCAUCAAAGCUUUGUAUUUGUUGAAAUGUUUUCAUACUUCUUAUUUUAUUGCUCAUUGAGGUGUUUGGACCCUAAAGUCCAAGAAAAUUUUAAAAGAACAUUUUUAGAAAAUAAGUAGGGCUUCAGGUUCAAUGUUGGUUGUUAAAUAAAUGUUUUAUUUCAAAAAUCAA